AUGACGAAACCGAGGAUCAUCUCCAGAAGCUCCUUGCAAAAAGAGAACGAGUAUCGGAGGAACAUUAACCUGAGCAUCCAACUGAACCGCUGGACCCUGAAAGCGAUGAGGGUCUGGCCGUGCUCGAGCGAAGUCUCGAUACUCGAGAAAUACUUCGACGCGCUGAUGCACGUCGUUUAUUACUUUCUGAUUAGCUGCUUGUUCGUGCCGUCCUUCCUGUACAUGUUGCUCGACGUGCACAACACUCCCGGCAAGCUGAAGGUGUUCGGCCCGCUGAGCUUCUGCGUGAUGGCGUACCUCAAGUAUUUCUCGCUGGCGAUCCACGCGGACGAGAUCCGCGAAUGCUUCGAGCGCAUCGAAUGGGACUGGAAGAAUAAGAGAUACUCCAAGGACACGGACAUCAUGGUGGCCGACGCCAUCUUCGGCAGGAGAUUAGUGAAGAUCUGUAUAUUCUUCAUGUACAGCGGUUUCGCGUUCUAUUACAUCACCCUGCCGAUCAACAGGGGCAAGGUCACCGUGGGGAACGUGACCUUCAUCCCGAUGGUGUUCCCCGUGUCGAAUCUGUUCCCAGACGUCCGUCACAGCCCUGUCAAUGAAAUAUUCUUCGGGAUCCAGUUCAUGGGAGGAAUCGUGAUCCAUGGAGUAGCGGCCACCGCUUGCAGCCUGGCCGCAGCGUUCGCGGUGCACGCCUGCGGACAGGUGAAAGUCCUGAUCGGCUGGAUGGAUAAUUUGCUAGAGGGCCGCGCGGAUAUGAGCUCGUCGGUGGACGACAGGAUCUCGAGCAUCGUUAGUCAACACGUCCGUGUACUGAAGUUCUUAUCGGUCACGGAGGAAGCUCUGCAAUCGAUAUCUUUUGUAGAAUUCACAGGAUGCACCUUGAAUCUAUGUCUCCUGGGAUAUCACGUUAUAAAGGAAUGGGACCCGAAUGAUAUCACUGAAUCUCUGACGUUCUUCAUACUGCUUAUAUCUCUCACCUUCAACAUCUUCAUAUUCUGUUACAUAGGAGAACUUGUCGCUAAAUAUUGCAGUAAGAUCGGCGAAGUUGCGUACAUGAUUGAUUGGUACAAACUACAGGGUAGCAGAAAGCGUUCCGUCGUUCUGAUGAUCGCGAUGGCUAAUACCGAGACGAGACUCACGGCGGGUAAUAUGGUUGAACUGUCUCUAAGCACAUUCGGUGACGUGGUCAAAACGGCUGUCGGAUUUUUGAACAUGUUGCUAGCGGUAUCAUAA
Messenger RNA from Nomia melanderi (Alkali bee), 1230 nucleotides. Its product is annotated as odorant receptor 4-like. Gene Ontology annotation, cellular component: plasma membrane. NCBI's taxonomy places the organism in Eukaryota, Metazoa, Arthropoda, Insecta, Hymenoptera, Halictidae. Gene Ontology annotation, molecular function: odorant binding; olfactory receptor activity. Gene Ontology annotation, biological process: sensory perception of smell; detection of chemical stimulus involved in sensory perception of smell. The record is from RefSeq and is a predicted model, not a curated record.